AGUGUGCUGUUGGCGCCAGCACCGCCUUUGAAGAUGGCUUUCAAGAAGUCCUACAAUGUUUACUUCCUUUGCGGGUUCAUGACCCUUGGUGGUGGUCUGUUCGGUUUCGACAUCUCGUCGAUGAGUGGUGUCUUGGGUACCGCGGCCUACAACAACUACUUUCAGGUCGGCGGCGGCAAUUACAAACAGGGUGGAAUCACUUGUGCUAUGCCAUUUGGAUCGCUCGUCGGUGCCCUAGCCUCCAGUUUCCUUGCCGACAAAUACUCGCGUGUCACUGCAAUUCAGUUCUCGUCUACUUUGUGGAUUAUUGGAUCAGUCUUUCAAUGUGCCGCCAACGGUAUCCCCUUGCUGGUCGUCGGUCGUGUCAUUGCAGGCCUCUGCGUUGGCAUCGCCUCAGCUAUGGUUCCGGUCUACAUCGCCGAAGUGAGCCCAAAGCAUAUCCGAGGGCGAAUGAUAUCGCUACAGCAAUGGGCAAUCACCUGGGGUAUCCUGAUCCAGUACUUCAUUCAAUACGGCGCUAGCAACGUCGACGGCGGGCCUGACAAUGAAACCCAGAGCACAGCGGCCUUCCGAAUUCCAUGGGGUAUCCAGAUUGUCCCCGGUGUAAUUUACUUCGUUGGUUUGUUUCUAUACCCUAAAUCGCCCCGCUGGCUGGCGAGCAAGGACCGCUGGGACGAGUGCAUGCAUGUCCUCGCCCGCCUCCACGGGAACGGAGACAUGAACCACCCCCUUGUUCUGGCCCAGUACAAGGAAAUUCAGGACGCGCUCGCCCUUGAACGUGAGCAGGCUAGCACCAGCUAUCAGGAGCUCAUCAAGCCACGCAUCGCAAAGCGUGUUUUCCUGGGCAUGAGUCUGCAGAUGUGGUCGCAAUUGUCGGGAAUGAACGUCAUGAUGUACUACAUCGUCUACAUCAUGCAGUCCACAGGAGCGGGCUCCCCUCUUCUAACAGCUUCCAUUCAAUACAUCCUUAACACGGCCCUUACUCUCCCAGCGAUUCUCUGGCUCGACCGCUUCGGCCGCCGCCCUGCGAUCCUCAUUGGCUUCACCAUGCAAGCAAUCUUCCUUUACAUUGAGGGUGGCCUGCAAGCCGGCUAUGGUCGCUCGACUCGACCGUCCGACGACCUAAACGCCAUCUCCUGGACCGUGGCGGACCACCCGGGUGUGGGCAAGGCUAUCAUCGCCAUGUCGUACCUCUUUGUCUGCUCCUUCGCAACGACCAUUGGUCCAACUUCCUGGACCUACCCGGCUGAAAUCUACCCGGCCAAGGUCCGUGCCAAGGCUGUCUCACUGGCUACGGCGUCCAACUGGACCUGGAACUGUCUCCUUGCGCUCUUUGUUCCGCCACUUCUGUGGAAUAUCAACUGGAAGAUGUACAUGAUUUUCGCAGCCUUCAACACUGUCGCCGCCUUGCACAUGUUCCUGACCGCCCCUGAAACAAAAGGAUACACGCUUGAGGAGAUGGACGAGGUCUUUGAGAGCGGCAUCGCGCCCUGGAAGAAAAGGAAGAUCAGCUCCCGUCUUGAGCAGAUCGAGAGGGAGAUUGCCGAGGGUAACCUCAAGGUUACGGACCGGACUGGUCCCGUCGAUCCUGUGCAGGAGAACGUUGGUGAACCGGAGAAGGCGGUGUAAUCCCUUGUCCAUUUGGUAUGGUUACUGAGCUUAAUGCGUGAGUAUGUAAUCAGGUAGGCGGCGUACAUCAGGGCUGUAGUACCCAGGUAGGGUCUUCCCAAUCCUGUAUAGCUUUUGUUCCUUCGAAGUCGUUUCUUACUCCCCAUCUCGUUUAGAUAAUUUGAAGCCCUGAUACCUUGUGUCUUGAACUUCAACUUGUGCUUUGCGCAUUUUAAAUAUCCAAGUAGAGAUUGGCCAAC
Molecule: messenger RNA, 1868 nt
Organism: Aspergillus nidulans FGSC A4
Lineage: Eukaryota; Fungi; Ascomycota; Eurotiomycetes; Eurotiales; Aspergillaceae
Product: hexose transporter hxtA
Exons: 7
Coding region: 34-1629 (531 amino acids)
Biological process (GO): transmembrane transport; carbohydrate transmembrane transport; proton transmembrane transport
Cellular component (GO): membrane
Molecular function (GO): transmembrane transporter activity
Source: RefSeq, a predicted model, not a curated record